Erigeron canadensis is the source of this 2070-nucleotide messenger RNA. RefSeq names its product 4-coumarate--CoA ligase-like 9. Lineage: Eukaryota; Viridiplantae; Streptophyta; Magnoliopsida; Asterales; Asteraceae. The transcript has 6 exons. Gene Ontology annotation, molecular function: CoA-ligase activity. The coding region runs from base 151 to 1842 and encodes 563 amino acids. The record is from RefSeq and is a predicted model, not a curated record.
CGCAAGACAAAAGUUAUAUCCACAUAUAUGUUGGACCAAACACAUCACCAUUCAAACAUAAAAUUAAUCAGUUCAACUUGAAAACCACAAAAUCAAAUCUGUUUUUUCCAGCAGUUGUGUGUUCCCACACUUCCAUUCAUUCGUUUCCCUAUGGCAGUAGUGAAUCCCCAAAAUGGAUUCUGUCCCGAAACAAAAAUCUUCCACAGCCUCCGGCCACCGUCCCCACUGCCACCACCGUCACAGCCACUCUCAGUCACCGAAUACGCACUCUCACUCCUUCGAUCCGACCCUACAUUCUCACCGUCCACCACCGAUUUCCUAAUCGACUCCGCCACCGGUAACCGCCUCACCUAUUCCCAGUUCAUCACUCAUUUCCAAUCCCUCGCAAAAUUUCUCAUUUCCAAAUUCCCUGAUAUUUCCACUUCUAUAAACAAUAACAACAACAAAGUAGCCUUAAUCAUUUCCCCUGCUUCUAUUCACAUUCCUGUUAUAUAUUUCGCUCUUUUAUCAAUCGGUGUAACCGUUUCACCUGUUAACCCGGUUUCCACCAAAUCCGAAAUUUCCGACCUCGUCCACCUCAGCAACCCGGUCAUCACUUUCGCUACAAACGACGUCGUUUCAAAACUACCUUCUUCAUUAUUACAGUCACGCGACGCAACCAUAAUUAUAGAUUCACCUCAAUUCCUUUCCAUGUUACAACUGCAUCCUGUUUCUAAUAUUAAUUCAAUUUUUCGGAGAAUUAAUCAGUUUGACACGUCAGCCAUCCUAUAUUCGUCUGGUACAACCGGACGAAUUAAAGGAGUGGAGCUGACACAUCGAAAUUUAAUCGCUAUAACAUCUUCGAUAUAUCAUAACAGGUUCAAAAAAGACGAAAAUGCCCCUGCUGGGAAUGAACCUCACCCCGUGUCACUGUUUCCGUUACCUCUGUUUCAUGUUUUCGGAUUUUUUAUGCUGAUUAGGGCUGUAUCCGUAGGUGAGACGUUGGUUUUAAUGGGGAGAUUUGAUUUCGAAAACAUGUUGAAGGCGGUUGAGAGAUAUAAAGUUACCUACAUGCCGGUUUCGCCGCCGCUUGUGGUGGCGAUGGCGAAAUCUGACCUUGUUUCGAAAUAUGAUUUGAGUUCGCUUUUGUUGAUCGGUUGUGGUGGCGCUCCGCUUGGAAAAGAAGUGGCCAAGAGCUUCGCGGCGAGGUUUCCUGACGUCGAAAUCGUCCAGGGAUACGGUAUGACGGAGACUGGAGGAGGGGUUACAGGAAUGAAUAAGCCAGAAGAGUGUGACCGUCAUGGAUCUGCAGGUCGUUUAUCAUCUAAUGUAGAGGCCAAAAUAGUUGACCCUGAAACCGGUAAAUCUCUAUCUCCCAUGCAGCAAGGAGAACUGUGGCUAAGAGGCCCCAUGAUCAUGAAAGGUUAUGUUGGAAAUAAGGAAGCAACUGUCGCAACAUUGGACUCUGAGGGCUGGUUAAAGACUGGUGACCUCUGUUAUUUUGAUUCGGAUGGGUUUCUUUACAUUGUUGACCGAUUAAAAGAAUUAAUCAAAUAUAAGGCUUAUCAGGUCCCACCAGCUGAAUUGGAACGAUACCUUCAUUCAAUUCCAGAAGUUGCAGAUGCUGCUGUAAUUCCAUAUCCCGAUGAAGAAGCUGGGGAGAUUCCCAUGGCUUAUGUUGUGAGAAGACCCGGAAGCAAAAUCAACGAGGCCCAAAUCAUCGAGAUAAUUGCAAAACAGGUAUCACCGUACAAAAAGAUUAGAAGAGUUGCAUUCAUAAGCUCAAUUCCGAAAAACCCAGCUGGAAAGAUAUUGAGAAGGGAGCUGGUUAAGCAUGCUUUAUCUGGAGCUUCUAAAUUGUGAUUAUGAUACGGAAGUUCUUUAUAUUCUCACGGAAACACAUAUGGGGCAAGUUUGGUUAUAUAGUUCAUCAAAGGUUUUAGAUAUGUAAGCCUAGGCUUUAAACUUUUCAGAACAAUUUUUUUAUUCUCCAAUCAUAAUCAUGUUGAAAUUAUGCUAUUGAGUUGUUCUGUCAGACUACAAUGGAUGGGACCAAUUAUAACGAUAACUAAAGUUCAAAUAUUUCCAGUA